Ipomoea nil (Japanese morning glory) is the source of this 667-nucleotide messenger RNA. Its product is annotated as biotin carboxyl carrier protein of acetyl-CoA carboxylase-like. Lineage: Eukaryota; Viridiplantae; Streptophyta; Magnoliopsida; Solanales; Convolvulaceae. The coding region runs from base 1 to 564 and encodes 187 amino acids. The record is from RefSeq and is a predicted model, not a curated record. The transcript is spliced from 8 exons.
AUGGUAAUAAUUGGUGGGUUUUGUUUUCCUUACUCAAGAGAGAUACAGAAUCUACUCACAGAAUUCUCUGAUUCAGAAUCAAUUGCAGAGUUUCAGUUAAAACUGGGUGAUUUUGAGUUACAUGUGAUGAGGAACUUGAAUGGGAAAAGCACGCCACCUCCUCCAAUAACUGCACCUGCUGUCACUGUCACUAUCUCUACAGCUGCUGAAACAACAUCCUUAGCCCUCGGUAAACCAUUAGUGACCCCUUCUCAAAAAGAUGCAUUGCUUGCUAGAGCUGCAGAGGAAGGUUUUGUUGUAAUUCAGUCCCCUCGGGUUGGCUUUUUUAGGAGAUCUCGUACUCUUAAAGGAAAGUGCGGUCCACCAUCUUGUAAAGAGAAUCAAGUAGUCCAUGAGGGCCAAGUUCUCUGCUACGUUGAUCAGCUUGGUGGGGAGAUGCCUGUUGAGGCUGAUGUAUCGGGAGAAGUUGUCAGCAUAUUGCUCGAAGAUGGAGCUCCUGUUGGAUAUGGCGAUCGCUUGAUUGUCAUUCUGCCUUCUUUCCCUGGCGUUAAAGAGUUUCCGUAGAUUAUAGGUUGUAGCCUAAACCUUAAUAUGUACCUUAUUAUGCUCAUUUUCAAUUUUGAAGAAAGUAGAUAGAUUGUACAGGGAAUUGGUCAGAAUGUAGAUC